UCGCCUGGGGUGGGGAUGGGGUCCCCCGAGACCUCCCAGCUCUGGCUGCGUCCUCGGCGCUCCGGACCUGGGCCUCUCCCGUCCCGGGGAGUUUGGGAGGCCAGCCUGGGCGUCGGGGCGGGGGUGGGGGGCUUGACAUCUGGACAUGCGGGGCUUUGUCGCCAAAGGAAGUGCGACAUCGCCGGCUGCCCGGGUCCCCCAGGGCCCGGACCCACCCCCGCCACUGUGGGCCACCACCUGCCCCUGGGAGUGAACAGCCCCGUCUCUCCGGUGCCCAGGGCCUGUCCCUGUGAAAACGAGGAUUUUUUGAAAGGCUUGCCUGUCUACAACAAGAGCAAUUUUAGUCGAUUCCAUGCUGACUCCGUGUGCAAAGCCUCGAACCGCCGUCCCUCAGUCUACCUGCCCACGCGGGAGUACCCUUCUGAACAGAUCAUCGUGACAGAAAAGACAAACAUCCUCCUGCGCUACCUACAUCAGCAAUGGGACAAAAAGAACGCUGCCAAGAAGAGAGACCAGGAACAAGUGGAGCUUGAAGGAGAGAGCUCAGCACCGCCCCGCAAGGUGGCUCGGACCGACAGCCCAGACAUGCACGAGGACACUUAAGACUCACUCCGCACGGGGCCGUGCCCUGUCUGCUCCUCGAUCGCCUGCCCACCUGCCCACGUGUGUAAGCGCCCCGCCCGCCCCCGCCGGCCCCCACGCCCCGCCGUCCACACCAUCCCCGCCCUCAUAGGAGCCGAUGUAUUUAUUUUCCUCGAGUUUUUAUUUAUGCUGUGACACGUAUCAAGCGUUGGUUAAAGGGGACGUCAGGCCCAGCAGUGUGAUGUUGGUAGAUGCUUUUCAGAGGAAACUAUAGCGUUGUUCCUCACCCUCCCCGCCACCCGGCCACUCCCCCACCCGUUCUCCCCGAGAACCAGAGUGUGUCCGGGGGUCUGGCGCGGGGCUGCGCCGCGGCCGGCGGGCGGCAGGGCGGGGCCGGGCGCAGCUCGCCUGGACAGCUGAGCAGCCUCCCCCCCGCCCACCGGUCCAGGCCUCUGAGACUCGGCCUAGACUCACGUCCCACCGGGAACUAUUCCGUGCCCAGGCCUCACUCUGAGCGUGCGUGCGUGCGGGGAGCAUCGGCCUUUCCGGAUCUUUCUCCCAAGUCAUUUUAUCAUGGACUAGUGCGUGCUCCGUGUCCACCCCAAUAAAAGGAUCUUUCCUACUCGA
Molecule: messenger RNA, 1209 nt
Organism: Microcebus murinus (gray mouse lemur)
Lineage: Eukaryota; Metazoa; Chordata; Mammalia; Primates; Cheirogaleidae
Source: RefSeq, a predicted model, not a curated record